This is a messenger RNA of Ochlerotatus camptorhynchus, 3032 nucleotides long. RefSeq names its product FK506-binding protein 5-like. Bases 333 to 2732 code for a protein of 799 amino acids. The transcript has 4 exons. The record is from RefSeq and is a predicted model, not a curated record. Lineage: Eukaryota; Metazoa; Arthropoda; Insecta; Diptera; Culicidae.
AGUUCUGCAAACGUCAAACAACAGCAAAAAGAAAGUGAAGCGGACUCGGCUCGCGGUGAAAAACAUUCUUGAGCAUUCUUGAUUUUGUUGAACUGUAGAAUUGCGCGUAAAAAUAUAGUAUAUAGUAUUUCGCGAAUCUGUAAUCUGGUGUAGAUACUUAAAGAUUAGAAACAUCAAGGAUAUAGCUUAAAAGUUAUUUACAGUGACCGAUAAAAAUGUUAUAUCAGCCAAAAAAUCAUCAUCAUUGUUGAUUGCAUCCGGCCUUUAAAAAUCUGUCCUCGAAGUGAUUGGGAUCUUUCUCUGGAUCGCCGGUUUCUUGGUCAAUAAAACUGAUGGAUAUGAAGAACAAAACCUGCUUGUUUUGUCUAAAGCAACGACAAAUCUUGGUAGAUAACCCCAGCACCGCCAAUGCCAUCAAGGAUAUCUACAGCAUAAAUCUUCCCAAGGAUAGAUGCCGCAUUUGCAUAGAGUGUCAUUUCAACAUUUUGCGGGUUCAAGAAUUCAAGCGCACAAUCGAGGCCGCGGCCGAUUUUGACGUGGAUAGCUGUUUCGUGUGUAAAUCUGAGAACACCGUCAACGAACCUGGUGUGGACCGAGUAGUCGACUAUCUCAUCAAACAGUGCACGACCAUCGAUUUUGGAAACACGGACACGAUCAAAGUUUGUGUCACUUGUAUGCAUGUGUUGGAAACUAGUAUAAAGUACGAAAAGCUGGCUGGAAACUAUGCCAGUGCAAAGCGAUUCUGCAAACAGUAUUCUACCCUGAAGGAAUGUAACGUGGCCCUGCGGAAGAUCGAUUUGAACGCUUUAGGAGAAAUCUGCGAAGGUUUUGACGAUGGUGCUGGAAAACGUUCACCGCAAAAGAAGAGCCGCAAACGGGGUCGCAGCUCCGAGGGAGGAGAGGACGUUCCAUCGAAAAAAUCUAAGCAAGAGGAUGGGUCAGUGCUUCCAGUCAUGUUGACCAAAUUGACUCCAACUGGUGGGAAAAAAUCUUCUCCACCAAAUUUUUCGAAGGGAAAAUCACCAUUGAAGCAGAGUGAUAAGAUUUUCAUCAAACUACCCCUAUUUUCAAAGCUGAAGAAAAAGCUUCAUCAACGCAAGAAGUAUGGUCCACCGCAUUCGCCCAGCCGAUCAAUACCUGCUUCGCCGUCCGUCGAUGACCUCAAUCGUAUUUUCAGCGUGGAACUUCGUCCAUUGACGGUUCAAAUAGAGCACAUAGACUUGUCCACCUAUUUGAAUAAAACAAUAUCUCAUGAUACAGCGAACCGACAACUGCGAAAGCCCAGGAAUGAAGAAUUCAUCGGCCUCGAUGAAGAGGAUGUGGUAGAGCUUCAAAAUACCAGUAUGAAUAGUUCCAUUAGCAAAAGGAAAAGUAUAUUAAUUACCGAGCGAACCGAAAGUCCCAAUUCUGCAAAAAAGAAAGUAAAAUUUUCGGAUUCGCCCAGCAUUAAAUAUGUAGAUAAGUUGGACUUUUCAGAGGAAGAGAAUGGUACAAAAGUUACAGAUGACGGCGAUGAAGAUUAUGAGGCAAAAAAGAGUAAAAAGAAAACGCCGAAACCACCAAAUGGAACGUCACCCGGUACGCCAGAAAAUGGAAAACCGCGUGCUCGGGGCAGACCGAAAAAGGUGACGAAAGAUGAAAAUGGUGAAGAUGAUCAAGAAGAUUUAGAGAGUUCUAAGACGAAAACGGUUCCGGAGGACGCCGGCACUUCUAAGGAGAAGGAUGAAGAUGUUUCAAAGGUAGCUGAGGAAGGGGAAACAUCAGAUGGUGUGACAAUACGCGACCAUGAAAAAGAUAAAGAUGAAAAAGAAACCGAACAAACAUCGGUUGAUGAAAACAAAGAACCCACUGAGGACAAGGUUAUUGAGGAGAUUAAGUCGAAUGAACUUCCCGUGGAAAACGGAGAUGCUGAGGAGCAAAAGACUGAAUCGCCAGUGCAACCACCACUCGUUGAUGAAAACCAAUCUUCUCCUGAAGCAUCGAAUGCUGCUCCAAUGGAGGCUGAAGAGGUAGAUAUUGCUGAGCCGAUGAAAGUCGAUCAAAAUGAGGAUCCACCUACGGAUGCUGAGAUGAAACCGAUUGAUUCUCCAGAAGAUGUGGAAAUGACAGAAUCAAAAUCUCCACCAACGGAAGAUGUUGAAAUGAAAGAGAUGGACAGUACGGCUACUAAUCUGGCAGAUGAUGAUACGGAAGCCACCCCAAGCCAUGAACCUCCCGUAGAAAGCGUUGAGAAGGACAAUUCUGCCCCGGUACCAGAAGAAACCACCAACUUGAAUCAGGAACAACAAAGUACUGGUGAUUUCGAAACAUCCGACAAGGAGGAAGAAGAAAUGGAAAAAUUCAAAUUGACUCUCUGUAGCUUGUUAGGUGAGGAAAUUUCCGAUUCCGAUCAAGAUGCGAGUCAACAAAGUCACGGGGAUAAAAUGUUGUUGCAGUCAGUUGCAGACAAACAGCAUGAUGAACCAGAACCGACCGAAGACUCUAAAUCUACUGAAAAAGAGGAGCAUCAACCCAAUUCACUCAAUCCAGAAGCGCAAACAACACCAUCGGUUGAAUCGGAGAAAAAAGUGCCAGACACCGAAUCUCUCAGCAAGAAGAACCAGUCUUUCUCCUCGCUGGACGACGUAGAUGACAUUUCCGACGACGAUGAUAUCCUCGAUCAGCUCGAUGAACCAACCGGUUUACGAAAAAGAUCACCAGAUCUGCCUCCCUUGGGAGAAGAUAGUCUUUAGGAAUAGGUGUACCCAAGAGUACACUGAGAUUUACAUUUCAUUUCUUCCCCUUUGAGUUUUAUGUUAUCUAUGACGGUUCGGAGCAAAGUUCGAAUGCGAUAUUACGCUCUCAGCGAAACACAAUUUGUACACUUACAUUCAACAUAUUUAAAUUCAGAUAUAAAAGACGCAGAUUUACCGAAACAGUAGACACAAAAUUUUACAUUUUAAAUCAAAUAACAAAAAUUUAGUGCUGGCAAAAUUUCAUGUAAAGUGUAAAUGUUCUUAAUACAUCAGAUGCAUUGUAGAAGAACACAAAUG